AAAUCCUGAACCUUUCUGUGUCUCUUCAGCUCUGUAAAACCCUGGGCCAGAUCCUCAACUGGUGCAAAUAAAUGUAAUCCCCAUGACUCCCCUGGCACCUUGCUGACAUACAGCCUGAUCCUCAGCUGGUGUUUGUUUUUACCCAACUUAAACUACAGGGAUGCUUCAGGCCCCUGUUAAAAGCAGCCCAGGGCUGGCAUGAUCAAGUGCCAGCACCCCAAAAGGUAAUAGGGAGACUCCCAUGUGUGGCUGGGGGGGAGGAAGUGACCGGUGGGCUAAUGUUGCCUCAAGCAAGUUACCUGUUUUGUUUUGUUCCCCGCUCUGUCUAGUUAAAAAUGGCUAGUGAAUUGUUGAGACCAUCUGUCCUCAAUGAUUCCAGUUAAAAUGUGGCUUGUGAUUUAACUCUCUCAUCUGAAGAUAGGUGCGGUUUAGGAGGUUUCCUUUCCUCUCACCCUCGCUCACGCUUCACUUGGGGACUGGAAUUGAAAGGGCUUAAGGAAACACUUCACAAUGUCCCUGGUUCCCCCUCUGGGCCUGUAGAGAAGUGACCUGCUUUCCCUUUGCAGGUGUCUGCAAUCGAGGGUACAAGUUCUCCAGCCCAAGGGGUGUGUUCUGCAUUGUCUUUUAUUCUGAAUUUGGCCUGGGGGUGGCUGGUAGCACAGUGCAGCUAGGAGAAGGAGCAGUUCCUAGCACCAGAGAGCUGGUCCUGAGAAGUGUCAGCCACCUAUGACUGUUCUUUGUCAGCACCUCUGAGAAUCGGGCCCUGACUCAGACACGGUAACUGUUUAAAUGCAAGGCCAUGUGGAGACCUGGCAGUGGGCACCAGAGGACCGCAGCGUAGCCACGUGAGGAAAGAGAGGCGGCAUUCCCUGCCCAGCACUAUGCCGGUAAGCCCGGAGGAGGGGUGAGCUGUCUGCAGUGCUUCCCCCCUCCUUGUGGACUCAGCCCCCCCUGCUCAGUGGGGCGUAUGCAGGGACAACCCUGCUCUCCACUCAGGGGCUGGGGAAAUUCUCCCAGGGCUGUUGUAGGUUUGUUCUGCUUAAACUCCUGCCACCCAACAAAGGUUAAUGCCUCCAAACGCCACCAGCCCUGGAUAGAACAUGACCCUGCACAAAACUUCUGCUGCUGACUGCCCUGGUAAGCAUCCCCUCUAUUUAUAGCAUGGCCUGGCUUGCUCUUCUGAAUCAACAAGGGGAGGGGUUUUCUGGUCAUGCCCAUAUUUACAAGCCUGAGGGAGGUGGCAGGGGGCACUAAUCUGCUGCCUGUCUCAGAGGCAAGGAGGGUUCCCUGGCUAAGCCCCAUCCCGCUGAGCCAAGAGAAUGUCUAGGGAGACCUUCGCAUUCACUUCCUCCACCCUGCGUGCGCUGCGCCUGCAGAGAGAGCGGCUGGAGUGGGAGGAUCGUCGGAGGGCUCUCUCGAGGCAAUGCCUGAUGAGGAGGUUCCCACUGGCCACCAGCAGCUCCCUGCUCCCCAAGCCAGCCCGGCGUCCCCGGUACUGCCGAGACCCUGCUGUCCACAACGUCCUGUACACAGGAGACCUGCAGACCAUCAAGAACAUCUUCAAAGAUGAGGCUGUUGCAAACGUGAUCGUGGAGACGGUCAGCGAGGAGCUGAUAUGGUCGGCAGAGCUGGGUCUGUGGGUCCUGAGCCCUCAGAAGAAGCACACGUCCCCCUUGCGGAUCGCGGCGGCCCGAGGCUAUCGGGACUGCGUGAAGCACCUGAUUCUGCAGGGGGCAGAGGUUGACGCCGUGGUGGGUGGGAAGGCCGCCCUCCAUGACAGCUGCAUCCACCAGCGUGCGGAGUGCACCCAGCUGCUCCUGAACUAUGGUGCCAACGCCAAUGUGCUGUCAGAGGAGGGGCUGGCCCCACUGCAUCUCUGCACCUCCCCUGAGACCUUGCGGUGCGCCGAGCUGCUGCUGGAGCAUGGGGCCCUGGUGAACCUGAGCACCAGGGACAGGCGAAUGACCCCACUGCAUGUGGCCGCAGAGCACGGCCUGGAGGCCCACCUGCAGCUCUACCUGUGCUACGGAGCCGCCCUCGCCCACCGGAACCGGGAAGGGGAGACAGCCCUCAAUGCCGCCUGCGCGAGCGCCGACAAGCCCACCGACGCCGAGCGCUACUACAGGGUGGCCAAGCGACUGCUGGAGUGCGGAGCCGAAGCCAGGACGGCCGGCAGGAAGAACCACACCCCGCUCCACAACGCCUGCGGCAACUGCCACCCCCGCCUGGUGGCACUGCUGCUCCGUCACGGGGCUGCUGUGAACAUCAGCAACUGCGCCGGCUACACACCCAUGGACUGCGCCCUGCAGGCGGUGGAGGAGUACCUAGACGGGGAGCCUGAGAGCAUCAUCGCCACCUUACUGGACCACGGGGCGGCGGCCAUCAACCCCAAGAUGCUGAAGUUCUGCUCCUUGGCCCCCCGUGCCCUGGAAGUCGUGCUGAACUCCUACGACCGGAUCCCAUCCUGUGAUUCCUGGGUGGAAGUGGUGCCUCUGGAGAUGUGGCAGGAGCACAAGAAGUUUUAUGACUCUGCUCUCCAGAUGACGAACCAGCCCCGUCAGCUGCAGCACCUGGCGCGCUGCGCUGUGCGAAAGCACCUGGGAGCGCGGUGCCAUUCCGCCAUCCCUGAACUCAACCUGCCCCCGGCUCUGCGGGCUUAUCUGCUGCUCCCUCUUGAGGGUUACAUCCGGUGAAAGAAGAUGCAUCCUUCAGGCGUGUUAUUUGGGGAAUGGCUUGGAAUUGCUGAUGGGUGACUGAGAUUCCGAACGCACCAGGGCCUGUAAUACUCUGUCAGUUGAACAUGUCAAAUAGUAGCCCUGUGGGCUACUAAUCGAGUAAGUUGCUGCUCAGUGGAAGUACAGUUGGCAGAAUCUAGCCCUUUCUGAACAUACUUUGAUAACAGGGCUCUGCUUGUGCCAGCACCAGUUUCCACCUCCCUCUACUGCAUAUAAUACAAGGACAAAGGAUGGUCAAUGAAAUUCAAAAGCAGGAUACUUAAGUGACACAGCAAAAUAUUCUUCCCCAGCCAGUACCUCCUUACUC
Molecule: messenger RNA, 3042 nt
Organism: Chelonoidis abingdonii (Abingdon island giant tortoise)
Lineage: Eukaryota; Metazoa; Chordata; Testudines; Testudinidae
Gene: ASB16
Product: ankyrin repeat and SOCS box containing 16
Biological process (GO): intracellular signal transduction
Cellular component (GO): cytoplasm
Molecular function (GO): protein binding
Source: RefSeq, a predicted model, not a curated record